GCGUUCACACAGUUUGUGGGAGGAGUUUGCGCGAGGCCGCCGGUGCCGUUUGGCUCUGCCCGGGGAACGAGCCUGGACCUGUGCGGCGCUUUCGUGGGCUGCAGCGGGGCUGUUGCAUCGCUUGAAAGUGCAGCUGCAGCAGCAGGCAGCGAGGAGGGUUCCCCAAAAGGGAUCCCCGCGCGCCUCCGCGCAGCCCCACCGGCGUGGUAUCCCCCCUCCGCCCCUCUUUGCGAGCCGUAUCUCCCGGGCACCUUUCUGGCGGCCCCAUGUCCAGUCUCCAGCGGCCUGUGGCCACUUCCACCCAGGCCCAGCCCGUCUCCUUGAGCGCGGAGCAAGCCAAAGUGGUCCUGGCGGAAGUGAUCAAGGCAUUUGGAGCACCGGAGAAUGCCCAGCGCCUUGAAGAGGCGAGGGAGAAUGCUGGCAAUGACAUGGGCAAAAUGUUACAGUUCCUGCUGCCCGUGGCCACGCAGAUCCAACAGGAUGUGAUCAAAGCCUACGGCUUCAGUAACGAUGGGGAAGGAGUUCUCAAAUUUGCCCGCUUGAUAAAGUCUUACGAAUCUCAGGACCUUGAGAUCGCCAGCAUGUCUGGGAAGCUGAAAUCCAUGUUCCUGCCUCCAAUGAUGCUGCCUCCCCAUGGAACUGGAGCAGGGGCUCUAGCUACGUCCUGAAACUCUCCAAAACUUUUCUGGUUCCUGUUACUGCCUUGGCAACCAUGUUAGUUACCUGGAAUUUGGGAUAUUCUUUCAGUGCCAUGAGAGAUUAAUUUUGAUUUCCUCGUACAGUGUUGGGUCUACCCUGUCUGUGAAUUUCUUUUGUGCAGGUCAAGGAAAAGCUUCUGUGCAAAUAUCUCUCAUCAUUUUUUGGCUCACUGAGUCUAUGCCAAAGUUCCCCAAAGUUGAAAACCAUUUUAGGGGCACGUAAGCUGGAAGAAAGAGAAGAUAUGCUAUGUUCUAAACAGACUUAUAUUGGGAACCUAAUAAAUGCUGAGACAUGCACACACACACACUUAUCCAUAUGUAUAUAAUUUUUAACUUAUGGGUAAUGACUGGAUGUUAUGGGGGAUGAGAAUUGCAAAGGUACUUUCUCUUAAUAUUGAAGGUUAGUGCCAUUUUAAUAAGUACACUGUAAAUUAAAAUGGAUUAUACCUUACUGUGAAAUCUUAAGGUGCCGCAAAACUCUUGUGUACCGUGACUGAGAUGCCCCCCCCCCCCCAAUCAGAAUUAUUUCCCCUACUUUUUAAUCAGUGAACGCAACGGAUUAAGGCUCUUUGUCUUAUUUUUAAUUUCUGUUGUCUAGAUUUGUAUGGCACUGGGUGGGGCUGUUCUUUGUGGGUCUUGAAGUGCUAGUUUGAAAUUAAUAAACCUGGUUUGUUGUAAUUAA
Molecule: messenger RNA, 1380 nt
Organism: Sphaerodactylus townsendi
Lineage: Eukaryota; Metazoa; Chordata; Lepidosauria; Squamata; Sphaerodactylidae
Gene: LG07H12orf57
Product: linkage group 07 C12orf57 homolog
Exons: 3
Coding region: 267-668 (133 amino acids)
Biological process (GO): post-embryonic development
Source: RefSeq, a predicted model, not a curated record